CUGUUAGAAAUAAAAGCUUUCAAUUCUACUAAAUUACAACGUAGCAAGUAAUCAAACGUGAUAAUGCAAGUUGUAUUAUAGCUGUCAAUUUUUCGUACAUAGGGCAAGUACAUGUAAAGUUUUACAGUAAUGUAUGGAAUAGCUAUGGAUCAUAUGCUGCUGACUGUGGGACUCCUGCAAUUUUGUCUCGCCUGUUGACAUAUGCUGCUUUCAUUCGGCGUGUAGUUGAACGCGAGUAUAUCCUGUUCGCUUUGUAGUUCGCGUACAACUUUUUCGAUAUAGUCUUGAGCGCAAGUACACACAAUUAUGGUCGAUGAUGCUACGAGAAAAACCCUCAGUGGCAUCCCGUUAUUGAGAACUAAAGCGGGGCCACGCGACAAGGAUCUGUGGCCCUCACGACUAAAGGAAGAGUACCAAGCUCUGAUCAAGUACGUGCAAAACAACAAGGAAAAUGACAAUGACUGGUUCCGGCUCGAAUCCAACAAGGAUGGUACUCGGUGGUUCGGAAAGUGUUGGUACAUCCACGAGCUCCUCAAGUACGAGUUUGAUGUGGAGUUCGACAUUCCGGUGACAUACCCAACCACGGCUCCUGAAAUUGCAUUACCAUCACUGGACGGCAAAACAGCCAAGAUGUACAGAGGAGGGAAGAUCUGCAUGACAGACCACUUCAAGCCUUUGUGGGCAAGGAAUGUGCCUAAGUUUGGCAUUGCUCAUGCCAUGGCACUUGGGCUGGGGCCGUGGCUGGCAGUGGAGAUCCCCGACCUCAUCCAAAAGGGUGCGCUCAAACACAAGGAUGAUGCGCAGACCAAGUCGUAGUCUUGCGGCUGAAGUCGUGGUUGGCGCACUCAUCCACCUGCGCUUCCGCACCUCGAUGAGAGGGUGGCUGUGUGCUCAGUACAGGUUUUUUUUCUCCCUUUGAGGUAUGGAUAAAAAGCAUAUGUUUACACUUC
Messenger RNA from Dermacentor albipictus, 950 nucleotides. RefSeq names its product Ubiquitin-fold modifier conjugating enzyme 1 (gene Ufc1). NCBI's taxonomy places the organism in Eukaryota, Metazoa, Arthropoda, Arachnida, Ixodida, Ixodidae. Gene Ontology annotation, biological process: protein K69-linked ufmylation. The record is from RefSeq and is a predicted model, not a curated record. Gene Ontology annotation, cellular component: cytoplasm. Gene Ontology annotation, molecular function: UFM1 conjugating enzyme activity.